UUGCUCGGAAUACAGCACUACAGAAGUGAAGUACGAUUCACUGAUCCAAUUGUUUUUGACUUUUAUCGCGGACACAGACUCAACGUAACAAACUCCACGAAAACACAGCUAACUAAAGCCAAAAACAUGAUGGGAUGUUUGUCCAACUGUGUGGCGCUCGAGUGGUGUAAGUCGGUGAAUCUAAACACCAAGCCUGGAGAAGGUGGUCUUCGUGUAUGCGAGCUUCUUUCCUCUGAUCGAUUCACAAAAAUCAACAACCUAACAAAGGACGGGACUCACGACCACUUGAAUGUUAAGACUCCAUGUGAUGUCAUUAACAGGAAGCCGUGCUAUAAUGGARGCCAUUGUGUYUUGAAUGAUGGCAAUUACACGUGCAAUUGUCAGGGAACUUUUUCAGGGGAAGUUUGCCGUGAGAUAGAGGGCAUAUGGGAAUCCUGGGGGGGAUGGGUGGAAUGUCCAUGCCCUAAAAGACGUACACGAGUCUGUCGWAAUCCACUGUCAAAUGGAGCAGCGUCCGAUUGUCCUGGUUCAAAUCAAGAGACAAAACCAUGUUCUUAUCUUUCAGCGCUCACAAUAGACGGUUGCAAUUCCCCGCUGGGAAUGAUAGAUGGAAGUAUUCCAAACUCGCGCAUCAGUGCCUCAUCAUAUUACCAUUAUAUGGCUUCAUGUUAUCCCAAGCACGGUCGGCUCCACGAUUCGUCACCAUGGGCUGCCUGGUGUGCGCUGAGAAACAACGCAGGACACGAGUACCUCCAGAUUGAUCUAGGAGCUGUAAAAAACAUUACAAAGAUAGCUACCCAAGGACGUGCUGGCAGAAGGCAAUGGGUGACCAAGUACAGCCUUUCCUACAGCAAUGAUACGAAGUCGUGGGUUGACUACUCUGGAAUCAGCAUGAUGUACUUGAGUAGAAAGGAAUUCAGUGGAAACUAUAACGAUGGAUCGGUGGUAGAGAACAAUAUUGCCGUCCCAUUCAAAGCAAGGCACAUCAGAAUAUACCCCUUGUCGUACCGUAGCUGGAUGUCAAUGAGAACCGAGCUAUAUGGAUGCUARAUUUYCAACACAACCAAAAUUGAGCAAAGAAACCUUCAGCAGAUCACUGAAACAGUGCAACCAACAAUUAACAGUUUAUCAACCACCAGCCAACAUAAAACCUUAGUACACGCACAAAAAAAGAAAGAAUAAAAUAAAUGAAGUAGUCAUAUUUCUUUAGCGGUUCAUGUGAAUCCAAGAAAAUUCACACUCAACAAUUUGCACUCUUUGAUUUUGAAACAAUCAGAAAGCACUUUUCAACAAGAGAUCAUUAGUAAAACAAACGAAACGACCGCAAAGGCUCAUGGAUACACGUAGGACUUUAACUGGUAUAGGAGUUGUGAAAAGGAAUUCUGUAUUAAGCAGGCAGUCAAGAUUAAAAGCGACAAAAGAAAACAUUGUAAUUAACGACCAAACAUGUACUAUGCCUUAAGGUGUAAAUAAAGUCUCUAUGU
Molecule: messenger RNA, 1484 nt
Organism: Exaiptasia diaphana
Lineage: Eukaryota; Metazoa; Cnidaria; Anthozoa; Actiniaria; Aiptasiidae
Product: EGF-like repeat and discoidin I-like domain-containing protein 3
Exons: 5
Coding region: 127-1182 (351 amino acids)
Source: RefSeq, a predicted model, not a curated record